This is a messenger RNA of Neurospora hispaniola, 1687 nucleotides long. Its product is annotated as chitinase 1 precursor. Gene Ontology annotation, biological process: carbohydrate metabolic process; chitin catabolic process. The record is from RefSeq and is a predicted model, not a curated record. Gene Ontology annotation, molecular function: chitinase activity; chitin binding. The coding region runs from base 371 to 1684 and encodes 437 amino acids. Gene Ontology annotation, cellular component: extracellular region. The transcript has 3 exons. NCBI's taxonomy places the organism in Eukaryota, Fungi, Ascomycota, Sordariomycetes, Sordariales, Sordariaceae.
CGACGAGGCCGGACCGGACCUUUCCUUUCCUACCUAGGUCCGGUUCCUGCCAGGCACAAGGAACCGCUCGACGACCUGAUGAUGGUGGAUGACGAUGAGGGGGUUCACAUGGAAAGUUUCCGCGUGUUGUCUUGACGGCAACACCACAGAAACUUGGAAGAGAUGGAUGGGCCUGGCCAACCGGUGCCUGUCGACAUUGAGUCCAGUUGGAGGCCAAGGGGAGGAUAAAAGGAGCUUCAAGUCCUCCCCUUCCGAGAUGUUGUAGUCUAGCUCAUCAGACAAGCAAACAACACUCCCUCCCUCCUCUCCUUUUGCGCCAUACACUACUACUAGUCUGCGGCAUCUUCAUUCAUUCAUUCGUUCAUUCGUUAUGAUGUUCUCCAUCAAGGCAGCCGCACUGGCUGUCCUUUCCUUCUCUUCAUGCCUUGUGGAUGCUGCGCCUGCGCCCAUCUACACCAACAUGACUGACACCAACGUGACUGAUCGUGCAGACAGUAGCGGAUAUAAGAACGUUGUGUACUUUACCAACUGGGGCAUCUACGGCCGCAACUACCAGGCAGCCGACCUUCCAGCCGACAAAAUCACCCAUGUCCUAUACUCAUUCGCCAACCUCAAAGAAGAUGGAACUGUUUUUUCUUCAGACACCUGGUCUGACACGGAUAAGCGCUAUCCCACUGACUCCUGGAACGACAACGGCACCAACGUCUACGGCUGCGUCAAACAACUCUACCUCCUCAAAAAAGCCAACCGCAACAUCCGCGUCCUCCUCUCCAUCGGCGGCUGGACCUACUCCCAGACCUCUCCCAGCCGCUUCGCGCUGACCGCCUCCACCGCCGAAUCCCGCACCAAGUUCGCCACUUCGGCCCUGACCCUCGUCAAAGACUGGGGUUUCGACGGCAUCGACAUCGACUGGGAAUACCCCGCCUCCGAAACCGAAGCCCAAAACUUUUUGCUUUUGCUUAAGGAAAUCCGCUCGCAGAUGGACAAGUACGCGGCCGCGCACGCCGACGGGUACCACUUCCUGUUGACCAUGGCUGCCUCGGCGGGACCCUCCAAGUACGGCGUCUUGGAAUCCUCGAUGAAAGAAAUCGGCGAGACGCUCGACUUCAUGAACCUCAUGGCCUACGACUACGCGGGCGCUUGGGAUAAAAAGGCCGGUCACCAGGCUAACUUGUACCCGGACGAGAAGAACCCUGACACGACGCCCUUCUCGACGGAUAGGGCCGUCACGGACUACAUCAAGUUCGGUAUCCCUUCCAACAAGAUCGUUCUCGGCAUGCCGCUGUACGGCCGCGCGUUCGCGUCGACUGAUGGACCGGGCACCGCCUACUCGGGCGUCGGAGAGGGGUCGUGGGAGAAGGGUAUUUGGGAUUACAAGGUGUUGCCGAAGAGUGGAGCCAAGGUGUUUUUGGAUGAAAAGGUGGGCGCCAGCUGGAGUUAUGAUGAGGCGAACAAGGUCAUGGUCAGCUAUGAUACGCCCGAGAUGGUCAAGCAGAAGGUGAGCUACAUCAAGGAGAAGGGGUUGGGCGGUGCCAUGUACUGGGAGGCGUCGGGCGAUCGGACGGAUAAGGACAGCUUGAUGACGGUUGUGAAGGAUGGACUGGGCACUUUGGACAGCGAGAAGAACUUGUUGGAGUAUCCUGACAGUCAGUAUGAUAACAUGAAGAAGGGCAUGGCGUCGUGAGUG